Messenger RNA from Dovyalis caffra, 1134 nucleotides. The record is from the annotation of a GenBank genome assembly. Lineage: Eukaryota; Viridiplantae; Streptophyta; Magnoliopsida; Malpighiales; Salicaceae.
AUGAACCAACUCACAGUGAUUAAGACGCUUAAUUCUCGUCGGAGAAGGUUAAAAAUCCGUCGGCUGAAGUAUACGUGUCUAAAUAAUAAAUCCCAUGUGACCAUCUCUGGCGGGGAUGGUGGCAAUGAGUGGAGGGAUGAUAAUUUUUGUGCUGAAAAGAAAGAAGAGAAGAAGAUAGAAGAAUUUUUUGGUGCAAAAGCUAGUGAUGAUGGAGGCUCAAAGGAGAUAUCUUUAUCGUUAACAUCGCCGAGAAAUGAUGUUGUUUUGGAAGAUGAGGUUGUUUUAUCUUAUGGGUUAGCGUCUGUUAUAGGAGGGAGGAAAGAAAUGGAGGAUACCGUAAAGGUGGCGUUGGGGUUUUUGAAUUUUAAUGGAGGUGAAAAGAAGUAUGAUUUUUUUGGUGUUUAUGAUGGACACGGUGGGUCUAUUGUGGCGGAGGCUUGCAAAGAGAGGUUGCAUAGAGUUAUUGUGGAGGAGAUGAUGGAGGCAAAGCGGGGAGAGAAAAGGGUUGGUGGUAUAGAGUGGGAGAAGGUGAUGGAAGAUUCUUUUAGGAAGAUGGAUGAGGAGGUGAUGAAGGAUAAGAUGGUUGGGUCUACGGCGGUUGUUGCGGUGGUUGGGAAGGAGGAGCUUGUGGUGGCUAAUUGUGGGGAUUCUAGAGCUGUGAUUUGUAGAGGUGGGGUUGCUGUGCCAUUGUCAGUUGAUCAUAAGCCUGACAGACCUGACGAAUUGGAGAGAGUUGAAGCUGCCGGUGGAAGGGUUAUAAAUUGGAAUGGACACCGUGUUCUAGGAGUUCUUUCCACUUCCAGAUCUAUAGGUGAUCAGCAUCUCAAACCAUUUGUAUCAUCCAAACCCGAGGUCACUGUGAAUGAGCGAACUGAAAAUGAUGAAUUCCUCAUCCUAGCCAGUGAUGGCCUAUGGGAUGUCAUCUCCAACGAAUUCGCAUGCCAGAUCGCAAAGAGAUGUCUGAUUGGCCGGAUGAGGAGGAAGUCCCGAGGAGUCGUGAGCGAGAGUUGCCGCGCAGCCGAGGCUGCUGCAGUACUAACCGAGCUAGCAAUGGCUUGGGGUAGCAAGGAUAACAUCAGCGUGAUCAUUGUUGAGCUAAAGAAGCGCGGCGGUUUUAUUCCCAAGGAGUUGUGA